AUGAUGGCGUAUAUGAACCCGGGGCCUCACUAUUCGGUCAACGCCUUGGCUCUGAGUGGCCCCAGUGUGGACCUGAUGCACCAGGCUGUUCCAUACUCAAGCGCCCCCAGGAAGCAGCGACGGGAGCGAACCACGUUCACCAGGAGCCAGUUGGAAGAGCUGGAGGCCCUGUUUUCCAAGACCCAGUACCCGGAUGUGUACGCUCGUGAGGAGGUGGCUCUCAAGAUCAACCUGCCUGAGUCCAGGGUCCAGGUGUGGUUCAAGAAUCGCAGAGCAAAAUGCAGACAGCAGCGGCAGCAGCAGAAACAGCAGCAGCAGCCCCCAGGGGGACAGGUCAAGGUUCGCCCUGCGAAGAGGAAGGCAGGCACAUCCCCACGGCCCUCUGCAGAUGUUUGUACAGACCCACUGGGCAUCUCAGAUUCCUACAGCCCAUCUCUGCCUGGUCCCUCAGGCUCACCUACCGCAGCAGUGGCCACUGUGUCCAUUUGGAGUCCGGCCUCGGAGUCUCCUUUGCCUGAGGCCCAGCGAGCUGGGCUAGUGGCCUCAGGGCCCUCUCUCACCUCAGCCCCCUAUGCCAUGACCUAUGCUCCUGCCUCUGCUUUCUGCUCUUCCCCCUCCGCUUAUGCUUCUCCAAGCUCCUAUUUCAGUGGGCUGGAUCCCUACCUUUCUCCUAUGGUGCCCCAGUUAGGGGGUCCGGCUCUCAGCCCUCUCUCAGGCCCUUCCGUGGGGCCAUCCUUGGCCCAAUCCCCCACCUCCUUGUCAGGCCAGAGCUACAGUACCUACAGCCCCGUGGACAGCCUGGAAUUCAAGGACCCCACAGGCACCUGGAAAUUCACCUACAACCCCAUGGACCCUCUGGACUACAAAGAUCAGAGUGCCUGGAAAUUUCAGAUCUUGUAGAAGAGGCUUCCUGUUCCCCCUUCUAGUUGAAGCACCCUCUCUGGGCUCCAUCUGCCUCCUCCAGCUUAGAUUCCAGGAGAGUAGCCCCCAGCAAGGGACAGGAAGUAGCAGUCCUGCCAAAGGCUAUGGACAGUCAGCCUCAGGUUCAGCCCAAUCUCAGCUUCAUCAGAGAGCCUAGCCCCUGUACAGCCUACCCCAUCAAUGAAAGAGGGUCUCGCCUCUACUGAGAUAGCCCAGCAGCAAUCAGUAGAUGUUAUGAUUGUGAUGUGUGUGUCUGCUGCUUUUCCAAAGACUUCAGUAAAGGUGCUGAGAAUGAGCUCCAGAGACAAAGGAAAUCUGUCUUGCAAUUUACCUGGAGAAUGUUUGAGUCAGAACUCACGGUGCCCUAAGCCAGGUGUGGUGACUCAAUGUUUGUAAUCCUACAAUGGAAGAAACUGAGGCAAGGGGGAUUUCCGGGAAUUUGAGGACAACCUAGGCUCCAGAGUGAAACCUCUAAAUUCACUUGGAAAUUUUUAUACAGUUAAAGUUAACAAAUGUUAUGUUUACAUGG
Messenger RNA from Myodes glareolus (Bank vole), 1450 nucleotides. NCBI's taxonomy places the organism in Eukaryota, Metazoa, Chordata, Mammalia, Rodentia, Cricetidae. The record is from RefSeq and is a predicted model, not a curated record.